CGCCCUCAUGAAGAGCUGAACGUCUGAUUGGUGUACUGUAAAGUCUGUUGUUCCGGAAAACACUUCCUGGAUGAGAUUAUGGCUGGAACAGGACAGAGCCGGGCAAAUACCUUAGAAUUAUUCUAUGGAAACGGUCCAAUAUUACCACUGUCAAUUAAACAAUGAGCGAAUAGAGACCAAGGCUGGAUUGUAUUUUCUGUACCUGCCAGGUGUCUUUUGGCUGACUGCAAUGGAGGGGGCCAAACAAACCAGAGUUUCUCGUCCGCACAGAAUCAGCGAGUCAUCGAAGGUGUACAGAUUGGCCGAGCACCCAGGCACGGUGCUACAAGGGCUGAACGAGCAGCGUCAGAAGGAGCUGUUCUGUGACAUUGUCCUGGUGGCGGAUGAGCAGCGUGUACCGGCCCACCGCAACCUUCUCGCUGUCUACAGUGACUACUUCAAUUCCAUGUUUACCAUUGGCAUGCGAGAGGCCCGCCAACUGGAGGUUGAGCUGGUGGGGGCCUCUUACAUUGGCCUGAAGGCUGUCAUCGACUUUCUGUACAGCAGCGAGCUCCCGCUGGAUGGGGGCAACAUUGACUAUGUGCUGGAGACAGCCCAUCUGUUGCAGGUGUGGCAGGUAGUGGACUUCUGCUGUGAGUACCUGGAGAACGAGGUGAGCGAGGAGAACUACCUGUACCUGCAGGAGCUGGCUUUCAUCUACAGCCUGGACCGUCUCGAUUCGUACAUCGACAGCUUCAUCCUCUGUAACUUCGGCACCCUGUCCUUCACCCCGGACUUCCUGCAAAAUCUCAGGAUGCAGAAACUCUGCUCUUACCUGGCCAGCAACCAUGUGCAGCACGACUGUGAACACAACCUGCUGCAGGCCGCUCUGCAGUGGCUCACCCAAAACCCUGAGAGGGAAUCAGACGCCCAUCUAGUUCUGGCCAACAUCCACUUCCCACUCAUCCCUAUGAGUGACCUCCAGCACAGGGUCAAGCCAGCAGUGUGCUCCCUGCUCCCAAAGGAGGCCAACUGUGAGGCUCUGAUUGAGGAGGCCCUGGGUUACCACAGCCAGCUCAUGGCCCAGCCAGUUCUGCAGAACAAGCGCUCAGCACUGCGUGCUGAUGCUGAUCAGCUGCUGUUCGUUGGCGGGGAAGUGUCAGAGCGUGGGGAGGAGCUGAGCGAUGAUGUUUGCUUCCUGGACCCUGCCGAAGGCCGCUGGGUGUCUGAGACUGAGAUCCCUGCCCGCCGGAGCCACCACUGCGUCACUGUGAUGGGAGGGUUCAUCUUCGUGGCAGGGGGAAGCUCAUCCCGGGACAAUGGAGGGGACGCUGCCUCUAACGUGCUCUACCGCUACGAUCCAAGGUGCAACGAGUGGAUAAAGGGCACUCCUAUGAACCAGCGGCGCGUGGAUUUCUACCUAGGCACUAUUGCAGACCUGCUGAUUGCUGUGGGUGGACGGAAUGACAAUGGAGCGCUGUCCUCUGUGGAGGUCUACAGCCCGCAAACAGACACCUGGUCCUAUGUGGCAGGACUCCCACGAUUUACCUACGGUCAUGCAGGCACGACCUCUAAAGAGUUUAUCUACAUCUCUGGGGGCCACGACUACCAGAUUGGCCCUUACAGACGGAACAUGCUUUGUUACAAUUACCGCACAGAUGUCUGGGAGGAGAAACACCCCAUGAUCAAGGGUCGUGGCUGGCACAGCAUGUGCACUCUGCAGGAACACAUCUAUGCGAUUGGAGGCAGUGAUGACCAUGUUGAGACCAUGGAGCGCUUUGACAUCUUGAGUGUGGAGUGCUUCAGCCCCCAGUGUAACCAGUGGACACGAGUGGCUCCCCUGUUCCAGGCCACCAGUGAGUCUGGGGUUGCUGUUUUGGGUGGUAAGAUUUACAUCCUUGGCGGCUACAGCUGGGAGAACACUGUUUUCUCUAAAAUGGUGCAGGUCUACGAUUUAGAGACGAAAAAAUGGACAAGGGGAGUGGACCUGCCUAAAUGCAUUGCAGGGGUGUCUGCAUGCAUCUGCACGGUCAAGCCCAGGAGUCCGGAGAAGAAGCUGAAGAUGAAAGGGCAUCAGGUUAAUGGAAGGGGAUCCAUUCAGCUUGCAAAAGAGAGAAGACUUUAACAAAGAAAAUGCUUUCAUAAUAUGUGAACAAAAAAAAAUCUUAUCUUAAGCAUCCAGGGUUACAUUUCAAGCUGUUUCAACUCCAGGUAAACAGUAAUAUAAGUAUAGGUGCUUAAUAUUAAAAAGUAAAAUUUCAACAGGCACAGUUUUUAGUUCUUUAUAAAUUGGACAGCAUCUAAUAAUACAGUAUUGAAGCAGAAGUGUGCAUUUUGUAGUGCUUUCUAAUACAAAAAAAAAGACUUGUACGAGUGAUCUGAAAAUAUAAAAUAGGGGCCAUAAUUAGCUGCACCUGCAUUACAAAAAAUAAAACAAAACAAGUUUUGAAAUGUAAAAUAUGUAAUAUGUAUGGAGUAAAAUUGAAACAAGGCGAAACAAAUUGAGAAAAUUCUAGGGAAUAAAACAUAGUUAAACCGCUGUGGAAACUAGUAAACACAUCAAAUUGCUAUGUUUAAAAGCUAGAAAUAUUAUAAAUAAAGUAUGAGAACUAGAAACCACAUUAGCAGCUGAACUUGGCCACCCCUAACCACACAGAAAAAUUCACAAAUAGUGGGUUUAGGUUGUUAGGAGGGACUGACGGGAUAGAAGAGGGUAUGUAAGUACGUAGGACAGAAUUUAUCUUGACUUUCAAAAGACUUUUGACAUGAAUGACUUGUUAAGCACAAAUCAGUAGAAAUCCAGGGCAGUACAAGCACAUGUUUUCAUUCAGAGAGUAUCAUGUUGGACCAUGUAUUAUACCCCAUAUGUACAUUACAUCAUGCAAAAAAUAUUAAAAAAUAAAUAAAUAAAAAAGGUGUUGGGAUUUUGUGAAACGGCUGACGCAAGAAACAUGUGUUCAGCAGUACAGUACUUAAAUAUUAGUAAAUAUUAAAUGGUUGGGGUAUUUAGCUAUACCUGCAAAAAAAUGGCUAUGAUGAACACACAUUAGAUUUCGUUUUUAUUACUAUAGCGUCAAACCAAGCUCUAAAUAGUAAGCAUAAAAAUGUCAAAUAAUCAAAAAAACAUUCCAUUUAUGCAGAUAGCACAAUGCAUUUUUAAUGCUUGCAAAUAACUGUUUUUGUCUGAUGUCUGUGUGUGAGUUAUUUAUAAUUGCAUCCAAGGGUUCUGAUCUCUCCUACUUGUUGUGUAGUAGGUAUGUUUUCACAAAGUUUAUAUUGAAGGCAGUUUUUUUUUUUGUUUGUUUGUUUUCUUGGUCUCCGAGGAAUAAUUCUCUGGCUUCUAGUAUGGGAAUUUCAAAACGACCUACAUUUUGAGAGCUUGGAUUUUUAAAAAAAAAUAAAAA
Acipenser ruthenus (sterlet) is the source of this 3383-nucleotide messenger RNA. It is a transcript of the gene klhl36, whose product is annotated as kelch-like family member 36. The coding region runs from base 125 to 2104 and encodes 659 amino acids. The record is from RefSeq and is a predicted model, not a curated record. NCBI's taxonomy places the organism in Eukaryota, Metazoa, Chordata, Actinopteri, Acipenseriformes, Acipenseridae. Gene Ontology annotation, molecular function: cullin family protein binding. The transcript is spliced from 5 exons.